This is a messenger RNA of Eucalyptus grandis, 1141 nucleotides long. RefSeq names its product glycine-rich protein A3. The coding region runs from base 268 to 879 and encodes 203 amino acids. Lineage: Eukaryota; Viridiplantae; Streptophyta; Magnoliopsida; Myrtales; Myrtaceae. The transcript is spliced from 3 exons. The record is from RefSeq and is a predicted model, not a curated record.
UAUUUUAUUUUAUUUUUACUUUAUUUUGGCAAAUCUCACUUUUUCAGUUUUUUGCCCUCGUCUCUCCGGUCUUGUUCAUCCGAUCAGAGCUGCAACAACACAACAGCAACGCGCGAUUCUCAUCGCCCCGACCGCUACGUACGAUCUCCCUCUCUCUCCGUGCAAUUGAGAUCUGCAUGACUGCUCUCGACUCAAUAUUGCUUGUGUUGGGCUGGCCUUCUCGAUACUUUCCCGGCAUCCUACAGCAUCACUUUUCGUUGACUAAUCAUGGAUGGAAAAGACGGGCGCAAUAAUGACCCCGCUGACAAAGGGCUUUUCUCGGGCCUAGCUGGGUAUGCAGCUGGGCAAUACAUGCACCAUGGGUCAUAUCCUCCGCAUGGAUAUCCUCCCCAGGGGUAUCCUCCUCAGGGGUAUUCUCCACAGGGUUAUCCUCCUCAGGGGUAUCCUCCACAGGGUUAUCCUCCUCAGGGGUAUCCUCCUCAGGGGUAUCCACCAGCUGGUUAUCCUCCGCCAGGUGGAUAUCCUCCUGUCGGUUAUCCUCCUCCACCUGCAGGUUAUCCAUCAGCUUAUCCACCACCUGGGGGAUAUCCACCAGCUGCUUAUCCGGGUCCAUCAGCUCCUCCAGUUCCAUAUCAUUCAGGGCAUGGUCCUGGUCCUGGUAUGGGAGCAAUGGUAGCUGGGGGCCUCGCUGCUGCAGCUGCUGGUUACGGGGCACACCACAUUUCUCAUGGCACUCAUCAUCUCGGACACGGGGCUUUCUUCGGCCAUCAUCAUGGAAAGUUUAAACAUGGAAAGUUCAAGCACGGGAAGUUUGGAAAGCGAUGGAAACAUGGCAUUUUUGGAAAGCACAAGGGCAAGUUCUUUAAAAGAUGGAAGUGAUUUUGAUUCAUCACAUCUGUCUUGCUAGGGGACUGUUGUUGGCUUUCAACUGUUAUUCAUAUGAUCAAGUGGUUCUACUAAGAUCGAUUGUGUAAAUAGGUGGACCGUGUUUAAGUACUGAAAAUGCUUCCUAUCAGUUGCUCUCAUUAAGAAAUUGGGUCGAGUCUUUUAACAAUGUCAAUUUGCUUAGUAUUUUGAGAUUCUUUUGAAUCACUAUUUGAUCAGCUUUUUGCAUGAUGAAGUUUAAGAGCUUUGCUUUUCA